Messenger RNA from Acanthochromis polyacanthus (spiny chromis), 1743 nucleotides. Its product is annotated as nuclear GTPase SLIP-GC-like. NCBI's taxonomy places the organism in Eukaryota, Metazoa, Chordata, Actinopteri, Pomacentridae. Gene Ontology annotation, molecular function: GTPase activity; protein binding. The record is from RefSeq and is a predicted model, not a curated record.
GUCUCUGACUGCAGGUUUAUUCCUGCUGCCUCUCUCAUAGAGUUUAUUUUGUUCUGAUCUGUUCCUUUUUUAUAGAACUCUCCUGUUUCUCACCUCCUGUUGUUCCUGAACUGUUGCUGCUGUAUUUUUUCCUCAUGUCUUUGGCUGCCUGUUGCAGGUCUGUGUCUCUCUACUGACGUCGCCCUCCUGAACUCCUCACCUGCUCUGGUCUGCGUUACCUUCAAUAUCAGUUCCUGUUCUUGGUCAUGGAUGACUUUGUUUGUAACAAACUGACUGAAUGGGGUCUUAGUGAGCUCAUUGAUAGAUUUAAAGAUCAUAGCAUGGACAAGGAAAGUCUGUAUGAUCUUGAUGAUCAAGACAUUAAAGACUUGAUCCCAGAAGUGGGACCAAGAGCAAAAUUCAAGAAGAGACUGAAGCAGUUAAAGGAAGAACAAAACACAAAUCAGGAAGCAGCAGAUUCUUCUGUUCCAAGUCAACAGGAGCGUGAAGAAGCAGCUGAUUCAGUUCAGGUUUUACCAUCAACAAGUUCUCAAGGGAAGAGAAAGUUGGAUGUUAAAGAUCAAUCCAGCAAAUGGAAAUCACCAAAUAAACGACAAUGUGGCAAUGAAAGACAAUCAUACACAGAAGCAUUCAUACUGUCUGAAGUGAAAGACCUAAUGGAAUUGGUCCUUGAAAGACUACAACACCAAGACAACACGAAGCUCAAUGCUUUCCUGAGGACUAAAAUCCAUGAUUUGGAGACAGACAAGAGGGAACUGAUCGGUGUCUUUGGCAAAACUGGGGCUGGAAAGAGCUCUUUGAUAAACGCCAUCAUUGGAGAGGAGGAUCUGUUGCCUACUGGAGAGAUUGCUGCCUGUACCUCAGUCAUGAUUAAAGUGGAGGCAAAUAUACGUAACUCAAAGUAUGAAGCAGACAUCGAGUUCAUUGAACCAGAGGACUGGAGAGAUGAGAUGUGGUCAAUGGCAGAGUUUCAUGGUAAUAGUAGAGAUCAGGAACAGGAAGAUGAUAAGAAUGGUGACGAUGACGACGACAACAACAGCUACGACUACGGUGAUGACGACGACGAUAACGACUACAAUGAACCCGGUGAUGAUGAAAAGCUGUCAGCGGUGUAUGGAGAGGAAUGGAGGGACAAAACUGAAAACCUCAUUGAAAACAGACAUUUCAAAGAAAUCCCAGAGUUCCUCCAAUCCAAGAAGAAGACUCUGACAUUUCAAUCAGCCAAAGAGCUAUCUGCAAUAUUAGUCAGAUACACAAGAAGUGCCUCCAGUGACGGAGAAGGUAAAGAAGUAAUGAGGUGGUUUUGGCCACUGGUGAAGUGUGUGACUGUCAAGGUGCCAAAUAAUGAUCUUCUCCAACACGUCACACUGGUGGACCUUCCUGGAAACGGAGACCGGAACAAGAGCAGAGACAAAAUGUGGAAAGGGAUUGUUGGAGAUUGUUCUACUGUGUGGAUCGUGACCAACAUUAGUCGAGCAGCAUCAGAAAAAGAAGCCUGGGAGAUCUUGGAGAGUACCUGCAGCCUCAUGGGAAAUGGUGGCCAGUGUCAGCAAAUUCACUUUAUCUGCACCCAUUCUGACCGUAUUGCACGUUCAAAAGAUCAGUGACAUACUGUGUGAAGGUGUGGGGUGUGUGGACGAUGGAGAGGCAUGGUUAAAGUCCCCGGUAAUAAAGAAGAGAGCCUGUGGGUGCUGUGUCUGCAACCUGCUGGUAACUGUGUAGGACAUCACAAGCAGAGUUAGU